AUGGUCUCCUCCUUGAACGAAGCGGGCGAUGCGCCGCGCGCCUCGUUCUCUCAGCGCGAGCCUCAGCGCGGAUUGGAGGCACUCUCCAACUUCUACGGCCGCUUUUCCACCGACCACCGCCCUCUCCGCUCCAAGAACACCGAGACCUCGCUCUCCAGCUACGCGGGCAGCGUACGCAGAUCUUCCUCCGGAACCGAGUUCUACUCCAACGCUCAGAGCCUUAGCGACGACGUUUCAUCUGCUCCCGAUCUGGCGCCGCAAUCCAUGUCGCCUCGUGUCUACACUUCAUUCUCGGCAGCUGCAGCUGCAGCUUCCCGUUCCUCCCUCAACAAACGCAAUUCGCAAGCCAGCUUCCCAAACAACAACGCAGCCGCAUCGCCUUCCAUUCGCAACUCGCCCGCGCUCUCCUCACCCCGUACCACAUCUUCCCCUACCGCAGACGCAAGCACAAUCGGCAACGGCAACGGCGACGGCGGCGGCACUGCCUCUGGGCUCGUGUCGACCGCAGCACCGACCAAAGGCGCCUCCUUUGACAUCGCAGCCAUCAACCAGUACUCUCCCGGCUCGCUUGCUCACACCUUUCCUUGGCUCUCCAGCAAUCCAGACGUCACAUCCAGGCGCGAUCGUGCACCAUUUUCACCCCACAGCAAAGCAGUCUCCGCACACACCAAAGUCGACUCGCCACCUGUGGCUCAGUACAGCAAGGGCAAAGGCUUCGGCUGGAAUCCAAACAAGGAACACGGCUCUCCCAAAUCCAGCUCCAAGAUCCGCACCGGUUCUGGCGCCUCCCAAGUCAACUCUGUCGGCCGCGGCCUCGGCCUCAAGUCUACCUCUGAGCUCGAUCUUCCAGAGCGAAUGCGGAGCCAGCGCAAGGGCGCACCAGCUCCACCACGCCUCUCCCAGGACCCAAUAUCGCUCAGCAUCGAAGAGGAGCUCAAACCUCAUUCCAGCACUUCCAAGGGCGAGUCUGCCUUUUCACGAUUCUUUCGCCGCAAGAGCAAGACGGGCAACGACUUGAAGGCAGAUUUCGGUUCAACCGCUCGCGAUGCUCCGCCACUGCCACGUAUUCCUCACACAGCCCCGAGCGCAGCGAGCCAGGCACUCCCAGUCAAGCCAUCGGAUCCUUUCGCAGCCAAAGCGCUCAAGGCAAGCAGCGGCUCUGGCGACUCUGCUUUGCGCAAGGCAAGCAGCAGCACGGUUGGGGGCGCACAACCCAAGGAAUUGCCUGAAGCCAAAUUGAUAGAGCAGACAAAGAUCAGCGGUGAUGCGGUAUCUGGCGAUACGGUUGCGAUCGCGAGUGACGUCAAACCACGAAACGGAGGACAGGCCAUCGUUGCAGACGAGACUCGAUCGAACAUGGCUGCAUCUCCGCCUGCCGAGUCGCAGCAGAGCAACGCAGCAACUCCACAAGAGCAAGUUCAGCAGGCCAAAAACAUCGACAACGAGACGCAAGUCGGAUUUACAGAGCACAACAAAGCUCAGCUCACGACCGACUCGGGCAUGGCGUCUAUGGCCUCUUUGCAGCCGGAGCCGUCGCCCACGUCGAUGGUUUCCAGCACGUCCAGUGCGCACCGCAGCUCGCUAGCCUUCCUCGCUCCAGCCAUCUCGAUGGGCGCCAUCGCCUCGGAGCUCGAGACUACAGCUGCUCAGCCGCUCAAUGGAUCCAAGGACAACCCGGCCGAAGCUCAUACUUCAGCACCAAACGAUGACGACGCGACGGCGAGUCCAAGGCAGUCCUCUGUGUCAACACCGCUCGCAACAGCGGCCGCAAUCCCAGACGUUGAUCUGAACAGUGUACCCGAUCCUGCGGAGAAGACUGCAUCCUCUUCUCCUACAGCCAAUCCGCGCAGGCCCAGUGGGAGUCGCGGACGUCUAGAGCCAAAGUCGGCAACGCGCAACGACCACAUCCCUGGCAUCUUGGCCGACUUUCUCACCAUAGACAAGGAAUUGUCGGCGAGGGAGGCAAAGCUGUCAAAGACCAAGGCUCCGUCGCGCUCGACGCGAGAUGAUCGAUUCCCAACAGAUCUCUCCACCGAGACCUCAGGUGCGGCUAUGGAACGCUCCGUCAGCGGGCCCUCGGAGGGUCGGAGGUCUUCGCUGAGCUCGUCGCCGAAAGCAACGCGUGCCACUAAAGGGGUAUAUAUGGCACCAGCUGUGGGGCCUCACAUGGGCGGCUUCGUUUCACCCUUCUACGUCGCUCCAAUCACCUCCGCGGACUCUGGUAUCGUGGCUCGUGCAACUCGCCCAACAGGACGCCGAGCCAGCGCCAGCUCGCGCUCGGUUCACAGCGAUGACUCCAGAAGCAUCUACAGCGGAUCGCGCCGCGGCUCUGUUCCAUUUGCUGCUCCUGAAAGCGCAGCGAAGGACGAACAGCAUCAGCCAGUUAGUGCACCACGCGCUAUGGACGAACUUCCUGACCAGCAGCUUCGAGAGACCAACGAGACCGAGAAAGCGAGAAAGAUCAAGUCGUUUGGCAAUCUGCGUGCUGCAGCCAAGGACAGCCACGGCCCUCCCGAGGCGAUGCCGCGUGCCAGCACCUCCAGGCUGCCCUCCGCUUCGGUCCUGCAAAGUGCGGGCGAGGGGCGUACCAACGGUCUACCUUCAAACCUGCCGCUCAAGUCUUCGGAAUUGAGUGCAACGACUAAAGUCCUGCCUGAUGCUCCGCCUUCGCACGACGAGUCACCAUCUCGAUCUCGCAGCGUGUCUGACCGUUUCCUUCGCCGUCCGAAAACAAGCGCGGCUGACUUGACAGGAGAGCGCGCCUCUGCGUCGCUGGCAAAUGCUGAAGCACACUCAGGGCCAGGACUAGGGCGCGCGUCUCUGGACGAUUCGGGUCGUUCGUCAUUGCCGUACUCUUCAUCGCCGAUCGAGUCGAAUUUUGAGAUGCUCGCAGCUCGGGACACGUUGGCAACGCCAACGAAAUCGCGCGACGUGAACGUGCGGCAGCAGAGCAAUCUCACUGUCGAAGGUGUACGUCCUUCCACCCUUGAAGGAAGGAGCAGCUCCACCUUCGCUCGGAGGCCUAGCGAGCAGAGUGUCGGCGCAAUCACGCCUUCUUCAUCAAAGAUCGAAUCGCAGGGUGGAGCAGGAAGCCUAUUUGGCAAUCCGACUACGCGACCACGCACCUCGUCUUUGCUGCCUUCCUUCGGCUUCAGCAGAAGUCGGGCGGGCUCCUCUGCCGGACUCGAAGGCUCUGGAAAGAGCCCUGGCAGCUUCGGUAGCGGCGCUCGAACAACCUCGAGUGGCUUCCGCCGCGACACGAACGAGUCGACCGCCACUCAGGUAGAAGGUGAUGGGGCGGGCCGGUCACCCCGGGUGUCUUCGAGCUCACGACCGUCUUUCAGCAGGCAACCCUCCGCAAGCAUGACCCUUUCUGAUACCGAAGCCAAACAGCUUUCGGCGAAGCCUGAGAAAAAAUUCUCUUUAUCCGCCUUCCUGCCGUACGACGACGAGGACGCACCCGAGUACGCUGAGCGAGUUGCCUCUACUGCACCAAAGGCUCAGAUUGCCGCCAUCCUGGCGUCCAGUGCCGACGUCUUCUACGUUGACGCGCUCCAUCAUUUUAUGACGCGGUUCUGGUUCAACGGUCUUCCGCUCGACAUUGCGUUGCGGAAGCUGCUGAUGGACUUGCACUUACCCAAGGAGACACAGCAGAUCGACCGCGUAAUGGAGGCAUUUGCCAAGCGAUACAACGAGUGCAACAGCGGCCUUUUUGCGUCCGACGACCAGCCUUACAUCCUUUCGUUCUCGUUGAUGAUGCUGCACACCGACGCCUUCAACAAGAAUGCCAAGAACAAGAUGACCAAGGUCGACUAUCUCAGGAACACGGGCGCCAGUGGUGUACCCACGGAGAUCCUCGAGUACCUCUACGAUAAUCUGACGUUCACUCAAUUCAUCUAUGUCGAGGACGAAGAGGAUGGCAAGCGACGCCCGUCAGAAGCCUCUGGCAUGUCGCUGUCUGGCACCAGCCUGUCGACUUCGCUGGGUGCGCAAUCGGCUGUCGCAUCAAACAGCCGCACCAAGAUCGAUCCUUACUACCUCAUCACGCAGGGCAGACUGGGCGAGCUUCGACCUGACCUGGAGAAUGUGAUUCCAGAAGACACUCCUUUCUCGUACACCGGAUCUCUCUCGACCUUUGACGUGGAUCGACUCAACUCCGCCUUCCUCCAUGCGCCCAGCAUUGAGAUCGUCACCACAAAGACGCCCAGCGAACAGCCAGGCACGGCCACCCCCAAUCCGCUCGAGGUCGAAGAAGAGGUUGUCUCGCUCAAGGUCACCAAGGUGGGCAUAGUCAACCGAAAAGACGACGUAUCGGACGGCGGCAGAAAGGCGGCUUCGCGCAAGUGGAAGACGAGCGGCCUCCUCCUGACAGGCUCUCAGCUGCUUUUGUUCAAGGACAUCAUCUGGAUCAACGCGCUGCAGUCGCAGAUCCUCGAUCAGGUGGGCCAUUCGCUCCUGUGCAAUGGCAUCCCAACCGAUAAUGAUGCAGCCAACGACCUUGUUGAAGGCGGUGUCAUCAUUUCCCCUAGAAUCACCUACUUCCGGCCGGACGGCGUGAUUUCGUUGGCGGAUGCCGUCGCUGUUAAGGAUCAAACCUAUGGCAAGUACGAUUUUGUGUUCCGACUGCUCGCCGCCAAGGGUCGACAGUACCUUGUGCAGGCUCAGAGCGAGGACGAUAUGAACGACUGGAUUCACAAAAUCAACUUCUGCGCCAGCUUCCGGACGUCCAACAUCAAGAUUCGCGGUCUCGACCUCGCACCUCGCGUCGGCUCGGGUGCAGAUGGGACGGACCGGUACGAUGCACCCGAAGAUCGCUUCGGUCGUCCCGACGCUUCAAGGCCAUCUUUCUCGGGCUCGACUCGAAAACUGAACGCGGACGACAGCGGCCGAUCGACUCCCACUGCCGACGAUAGCGGCGAUCUUUCGAGGGAAGGCACGCUUCGCCUCAGCGUCGAUCCUCAAUCCCGAACCAGCGAAGGUGAUGUCGCUGCCCGACCUCGUUCUUCGGCCUCGCAUCGGCUGAGUCCAGCAUCUUCUGUGAUCCAGAAGCGAGCCAAGGCGCGUCGUGAGAUGAUGUUGACCAAGAUCGCCGAAACCGAGGUACAGAUGGAGCGAGCGAGGGCACGUUUGGCCGACGAGAUCCGUCUGGCGCGGCACUUUGCCAUUCUGACACCGUUCCUCAAGACGACUCGUGAUCGCAUCGAAAUGUCGGCAUUGCCGCUGGCGAGCCGCAUUCGAUCGCUGCGCCUAGACGUGGCCAAGGCCGAGUCGAGGUGUCGAAUUUUGCGGCUCGACCUGGCCGCCGGUGAACGCGUGGCGAGAGCGCUGCUGCCCAACACGUAUCUGUCGCCUACGACGAUGCGCGCUGCCAGCCGCAUGCCAUCUGCACAAAUGGCCACACCGCAGCUGCUGGAGCUGGGUCACGUUUCCGAAUCGCAGACGCAGUUCGAAGAGCUGUUUGCACCGACGAGCUCGGUUAGCAAUGGAGAGCCUUCAACGGUGCCCGCUUCACUAUCGGGGACGGUCAACAAGCCAGCGUCGCAUCAGAGGAACCAGAUGAACCUCAACGCAGUUUCGGAGCAGCCGGCCGAGGAAUCGCCGGUGAUGAUGAGCCGACCGCAGAUGCCUGGACGGGAUGCGGACGAAGUUGAGGAGGAACGGCUGCCCGAAGCGAAUGAGCAGCUCGCUGCGCAGCAGAGUACGUUAACGCAGACGGCCAAUGGGCAGCACACUCAGCGCGGACUCGCUGCAGACGAAAUCCCCGAGGACUGGGAACUGAGCCAAGUGGCGCGUCCAGGCACGAACCGCAUCAGCCUGGUGAAUCUUCCGUCGCCCGACGAGCUUGAGGAAGCCACGGGAGGACGCUUCCGAUUCGAUAGAUCGGCCGAGUGA
Molecule: messenger RNA, 5892 nt
Organism: Sporisorium graminicola
Lineage: Eukaryota; Fungi; Basidiomycota; Ustilaginomycetes; Ustilaginales; Ustilaginaceae
Exons: 1
Coding region: 1-5892 (1963 amino acids)
Biological process (GO): regulation of ARF protein signal transduction
Molecular function (GO): guanyl-nucleotide exchange factor activity
Source: RefSeq, a predicted model, not a curated record